Molecule: messenger RNA, 4304 nt
Organism: Haliotis rufescens (red abalone)
Lineage: Eukaryota; Metazoa; Mollusca; Gastropoda; Lepetellida; Haliotidae
Product: ankyrin-3-like
Exons: 2
Coding region: 129-1916 (595 amino acids)
Molecular function (GO): protein binding
Source: RefSeq, a predicted model, not a curated record
CUUAGAGCGACUGCAAGCUCCUUCCCAGCGUGUGACACCUUCGUUACACUCUCGGUAUACAGAGCUCUGCGAACGGGAUAUCGCUAUGAGGAGCUUGAGUUGACAGUUCGUUAUUUGGAGAUUUGGACAUGGAUGCAUUGCAUAAAGCUAUAUGUGCUGGGCAGAUUGAUGCAGUAAAGAAGCAGGUUGAGGCGGGUGUUGAUGUCAACCAUGUGUAUGGCAUGCAAGGAACAGCUCUGUGUAACGCCAUUUCCUCGCAUCAAACACGCAUCGCUGAGUAUUUGGUAGGGGCUGGUUGUGAUGUUAACGCUACUGAUUAUGAUGGAGAGCCGCCACUGUUGCUUGCCUUAAGGAAAGAUGACUUAGCAGUUGCAAAGACAUUAAUCGAUCAUGAACUUUGUAAUCUUAACAAUGUCGACCCUGUGACAAAACAGACUGCUCUCUGCUAUGCCUCAUUGAACAGGUUAGUUGACAUUGUAGUUCAACUAGUUGAAAGUGGUCGUUGUGAUGUGACGAAAUCUGACACUGACAACAAUACUGCAAUGCAUCUGGCUGUGUUGAAGCAGCACCAAGAUGUCCUGAAGAUUCUGUCUAGAAUUCCAGAGCUGAAGACUCUGUGGAACAAGGGUGGACUUGCGCCGCUCCACAUCGCUGCACUGAAUGGGGAUAUUGAAACUUUAGACCUGCUGUAUCCUAGCAACACAGGAGCCCAACAUACUCUGAUGGAGCCAUUAUUUGGGAAAGUGGACUUUGAGACUAGCAGUAAGCAUCCAACCAAAGAUCUGAGCAUAAGAACUCGCUACACCAAUGAUACCCCGUUACACUACGCUGUGAGAGAGAGUCAUCGACAAAUGGUGGAAACACUCAUCAAAAGAGGGGUUAACAUCGAUGCUCAGAACAACGUGGCUCAGACACCAUUGCUGAUUGCAUGUGGGAACAAUGACCUUGACAUUGUUCUGCUCUUACUGGAAAACAGAGCAGAACCAAACACACUGGGCACGCUCAGCAACAUCACAGACUCCGUGACCAUCCUGUUGCUGAGAGAUCGGCAGAUCAGUCCACUGGGUGCUGCUGCAUACUGUGAUAACUUGCCUCUAGCUGAGACUCUGGUCCAUCAUGGAGCGGACAUGAACAGGAAGGAUGAUCGGGGCCAGACCCCUCUCUUUGUUGCCUUCAUUCAGAAUUCUCCUGACACAGCCAUGUUCCUGCUGUGCACGGCUCUGGAACAAGCCGUGGACAUCUCAUCCCACAACUACUGCGGUGACACCCUGCUCCAUGCUGUUGUCCGGUGCACGGAGAAAGCGUAUGAGUUGUCAUGUUUCCUCAUAGGGUUGGGAUGCCCAACAGGUGUCCGGAAUCGCCUAGGUAACCUGCCAAUCCACGAAGCUAUUGCUCAUGAGAAUGAAGAUGUAGUCCGAGCUAUUGUUGAUGAAGGUGGUGACGUUACAGAACUCGACAGGAGUGGGACGUCACCCAUGCAUUUGGCAGCCUUAGUGGGAAAUAUAGAAAUUGCAAAAUUUCUCUUAGCUCACGGCGCUGACAUCAAUGAAUUGUCAGACUGUGGCAAGACUCCUCUCUUCAUGGCUCUAGAAUCAGAAAUGGUGACAUUUGCCCAGUUCCUAGUCAGGAGUGGAUGUAAACUGACAAUGGAGAGGUACCUGUACGAGGAUUUUGACUUUGAUCAUAGUGACGAGGAAGACCUUCCGAUGAUUCUCCUGGACGAGGAGGGCUUCCAUGAAUGGCUGAAGGUCCAAGCAGGGACUCCGCAGAGCCUGCUGACUCUGACUCUUGAGAGUAUCAGGGAUGUCUACAGGAAGAAUCCAAGCACUUUCAUCAACAUAUCAUCACUUCCACUCCCAGCCAAGCUGGUUGACAAACUGCUGUACAGAGACCUUGUGGUGGAGGAGGAGAUGUAGAUCUGAUGUCACUCCCAGCCACACUGGUUGACAAACUGCUGUACAGAGACCUUGUGGUGGAGGAGAUGUAGAUCUGAUGUCACUCCCAGCCAAGCUGGUUGACAAACUGUUGUACAGGGACCUUGUGGUGGAGGAGGAGAUGUAGAUCUGAUGUCACUCCCAGCCAUGCUGGAUGACAAACUGCUGUAUUGAGACCUUGUGGUGGAGGAGGAGAUGUAGAUCUGAUGUCACUCCCAGCCACACUGGUUGACAAACUGCUGUACAGGGACCUUGUGGUGGAGGAGGAGAUGUAGAUCUGAUGUCACUCCCAGCCAUGCUGGUUGACAAACUGCUGUACAGUGACCUUGUGGUGGAGGAGGAGAGGUAGAUCUGAUGUCACUCCCAGCCACGCUGGUUGACAAACUGCUGUACAGGGACCUUGUGGUGGAGGAGGAGAUGUAGAUCUGAUGUCACUCCCAGCCAUGCUGGUUGACAAACUGCUGUACAGUGACCUUGUGGUGGUGGAGGAGAUGUAGAUCUGAUGUCACUCCCAGCCACGCUGGUUGACAAACUGCUGUACAGGGACCUAGUGGUGGAGGAGGAGAUGUAGAUCUGAUGUCACUCCCAGCCAUGCUGGUUGACAAACUGCUGUACAGGGACCUCGUGGUGGAGCAGGAGAUGUAGAUCUGAUGUCACUCCCAGCCACGCUGGUUGACAAACUGUUGUACAGAGACCUUGUGGUGGUGGAGGAGAUGUAGAUCUGAUGUCACUCUCAGCCAAGCUGGUUGACAAACUGCUGUACAGGGACCUUGUGGUGGAGGAGGAGAUGUAGAUCUGAUGUCACUCCCAGCCAAGCUGGUUGACAAACUGCUGUACAGGGACCUUGUGGUGGAGGAGGAGAUGUAGAUCUGAUGUCACUCCCAGCCACGCUGGUUGACAAACUGUUGUACAGAGACCUUGUGGUGGUGGAGGAGAUGUAGAUCUGAUGUCACUCUCAGCCAAGCUGGUUGACAAACUGCUGUACAGGGACCUUGUGGUGGAGGAGGAGAUGUAGAUCUGAUGUCACUCCCAGCCACGCUGGUUGACAAACUGUUGUACAGAGACCUUGUGGUGGUGGAGGAGAUGUAGAUCUGAUGUCACUCUCAGCCAAGCUGGUUGAUUAACUGCUGUACAGGGACCUUGUGGUGGAGGAGGAGAUGUAGAUCUGAUGUCACUCCCAGCCACGCUGGUUGACAAACUGUUGUACAGAGACCUUGUGGUGGAGGAGGAGAUGUAGAUCUGAUGUCACUCCCAGCCACACUGGUUGACAAACUGCUGUACAGGGACCUUGUGGUGGAGGAGGAGAUGUAGAUCUGAUGUCACUCUCAGCCAUGCUGGUUGACAAACUGUUGUACAGGGACCUUGUGGUGGAGGAGGAGAUGUAGAUCUGAUGUCACUCCCGGCCAUGCUGGUUGACAAACUGCUGUACAGGGACCUUGUGGUGGAGGAGGAGAUGUAGAUCUGAUGUCACUCCCAGCCACACUGGUUGACAAACUGCUGUACAGGGACCUUGUGGUGGAGGAGGAGAUGUAGAUCUGAUGUCACUCCCAGCCACACUGGUUGACAAACUGCUGUACAGGGACCUUGUGGUGGAGGAGGAGAUGUAGAUCUGAUGUCACUCCCAGCCAUGCUGGUUGACAAACUGCUGUACAGGGACCUUGUGGUGGAGGAGGAGAUGUAGAUCUGAUGUCACUCCCAGCCAUGCUGGUUGACAAACUGCUGUACAGGGACCUUGUGGUGGAGGAGGAGAUGUAGAUCUGAUGUCACUCCCAGCCAUGCUGGUUGACAAACUGCUGUAUAGGGACCUUGUGGUGGAGGAGGAGAUGUAGAUCUGAUGUCACUCCCAGCCACGCUGGUUGACAAACUGCUGUACAGGGACCUUGUGGUGGAGGAGGAGAUGUAGAUCUGAUGUCAGUUCCAUCCAUGUUGAAAUAUAUGAAUUUAAGAUACCUACUUAUCGUUGAGCUUAAAAGUAUUGUUCACAAUUUGUUGUUAGAAGUGUGACAUUGUUUGCUUUGUUUGGUUUGAUGGAAAGAUGAUUUAUCAUGUUUAUGACCUUGUUUUGAUAGAUGUGUUACAAUGUUUGUUUUGUUUGGUUUGCUGGAAAGUUCCUUUAUCAUGUUUAUGACAUUGUUGGACAUUUACAAUUGAUAUGCUGUGAUAUUUAGUCUAGCAUGCCUUAUUUGGGCAUCUUAACCCAUUAUUUAUUAGUUUUUUCACUUGUGAAGUCAUAAAAUCCCUGUUUGUUGAAGAUUUUCAAUCCAUUGUCAUGAUUGUUGCCACUGUGACCUAUUGGGAUUAUGGUAACAUGGUGCUUCCAUACAUUUCUGUCUCUCUGAGUCUUCACACUCUCUGCCUCAGAUUUUAAAA